This is a messenger RNA of Drechmeria coniospora, 534 nucleotides long. RefSeq lists its product as uncharacterized. The transcript has 3 exons. Gene Ontology annotation, biological process: endoplasmic reticulum to Golgi vesicle-mediated transport. The record is from RefSeq and is a predicted model, not a curated record. Lineage: Eukaryota; Fungi; Ascomycota; Sordariomycetes; Hypocreales; Ophiocordycipitaceae. The coding region runs from base 1 to 534 and encodes 177 amino acids.
AUGGCGCAGAGAUUCGGAGCUUCCUCCCUCCACCAGCGUGACUCUCGCAGCGCGCUGUUCGAGGGCUACACGGGCGACCCGACGACGAUGCGACGGACGAUGACGGCAAGCCCCAGCAGCGGCUACGGCUUCCCCGCAGCCAGAUAUUCGCCCGCCGUCACCAGCAACGGUGGCGGCCACCUGACCGUCGACAGGCAGUCCGCCUCGUACCGGUCGGCGACGCCCAACCGCAAGGGCCAGUACAGCGAUGCGGUCCUGAACGAGCUCGAGAGCCAGAACGACUCCCAGGUCGAAGGUAUCCUGGGCAAGGUCAAGACGCUCAAGGAUAUGACCAUGGCCAUCGGUCACGAGAUCCGCGAGUCGUCGGCGCUCGCCGACAAGAUGAACGAUUCGUUCGACACGACGCGCCUGCGCCUCCGCGGCACCAUGAACCGCAUGCUCAUCAUGGCGGAACGCACAGGCGUCGGCUGGAGAGUGUGGCUCACCUUUUUCGCCGCCGUGGCCAUGCUAUUCACCUACGUCUGGCUGUUUUAA